Molecule: messenger RNA, 3080 nt
Organism: Dreissena polymorpha
Lineage: Eukaryota; Metazoa; Mollusca; Bivalvia; Myida; Dreissenidae
Product: profilin-like
Exons: 2
Coding region: 1283-2428 (381 amino acids)
Molecular function (GO): actin binding
Source: RefSeq, a predicted model, not a curated record
AGACUUGGAUUUUCGUUUAUACAUUGACAGUUGCAGUAUCAGAUAGCAGUGGGACGGUACUUUGUGCUAUCAGAUAGCGUAUCAAUGGACUAAUUUAGUUAUUAGAGACUCUUUCUAUAGCUAGGCGGUACCGCAGGAUACUAUACUUCAUACGUCACACAAAGAUCGAGUCACCGCCAUAAUGAGCUGGGACGAUCACGUAAAAAGCCUUAUGAAGGGGCCGGGAAUGCAGAUGGCAGGUAUAUUUGGAAUGGACGGAAACCCGUGGGCCAAGUCGGCCGGCUUCAACCCCAGUGUACCGGAAGUGGCACGGCUAGUACGUCUCGUGCAGGGUGGCGAUCCCGGCGGCGAGGGCAUCACGCUGUGCGGGAUCAAAUACAUGUACCGGAGUCCCGCCGAUGACGGCCUGUUGACGGUGCUUUCGCUUGGUGGGGAAGAGAAAUAUGUGUGCAACGUGUGUCAGUCAACCAAGGGCGUUGUGCUGGGAGUGUCCCUGGCGUCAAGCGCCGGCGCCUCCCGCGAAUACAUGGACAAGUAUAAGAACUAUCUAAAAGGCAUAGGCUACUGAGUGGAGUAAUUUGGACUCCCUGUUCGUUUAGUUCGAUUGUGCAAUAACUGUGCUUGAACAUAGUAUAUAUGUGUGUGUUUAUAUAAAUUGAAAACAAAUAUGCUCAUUUGAACAUCUGUAAAUAAUGCUCUAUAUUUAAAAUGUAAUAAAACAAUUGGUAAAUAGGCAGUGCAGUACACGUUUAGUAAAAAUAAGCUUUGUAUGUGAUACCUGGUGAAUGCAUGUGUUUUUAUGUAUUGUAUAGGUUUGCAAAGGUACACACAAAAUGUACAAUAAUGCACACGGUUUUUAGUUAUAAAAAUUAAUCAAUUAAGUAUUUUUAAAAUAAAAAGAAUAAAAUAAAAAGAAAAACAGGCAGGCUUUUUUUGAAAGAUGGAAAGCGAUUUUCGAAAUGACGCAGAAACAGGGGAUGCAACUAUAGCAACGCGAAAUUAACGUCCCUGGAGGAGUAGACGAACUUUGUAAUUGAAAAAUUCAUGUGUAUAUACGUAUACGUAUAGGCCUCAGGUUAAAUGCUUAUGCGUAAAGUGUUAUCCCAGAUAAGCAUGUGCAAUCAGCACGGGCAAAUCAUUGACGACACUUUCCGUUUAUGCUUUAUUUGCGUUUAUAAGAAACAACACUAUUUUAUUCGAUUCCAAAAAGAUAAGUACAUUAACUACGGAAUAGCAUCAUAAUAUAGUGUGUAUCAUCAUAUUUAAAAGUGUCGAUUAGGUCAUGGCAACAGGGGACAGCAGCGACCUGGCGUGGGAUGCGCGAUUCAGAUCCGUAGACGCGGAGAAAACAACUUUCGCAGUACCAACGCAAAACCGGUUUGUUAUACCCAGUGGGCGGGGAAAUGGACAGGAAGAUCGUGACUACAAACGGAAAAAAGUAUGUAGCGAUGGGAGCACGGGAGAUGAGCGCGAUUGCGAAACACAAACCCAACGCUUUGUUAACCUUACUACCGACGAAAAACUAUUGUGUUUAUUCGAAGCAAUUAAUCGGAACUUCGAAAAAAUUGACAACACUCAAUCUAUAAAUAACCAGUGCUUAGAGCAAGUCAAACAAGUAAUCAGUCGUGUAGAACGAAAUGAACAAAACAUCGAUAUCCAUACUCGAAAACUACAGAUGCUCUCAUAUAAAUCAAUAGACCUGGAAGCCCGAAGCAGAAGAAAUAAUUUGAUUUUCUGGGGAAUUUCAGAAAACAUGCAACAUACCACCUGUAGGGCCCUUAUUCAAACAUUUGUACAGAACGAACUAUAUAUUGACCCCAGUGAAAUGUGCAUAGAAAGAGCACACCGUCUUGGUAGUACCAGAAACACACCAGUGAAAUACAGAAAUGACCCCAAACGCCCAAUUAUUGUGCGAUUUCGUGACUUUUAUGACACAGAAACAAUCCUAGAACAUGCAUACCAACUUAGGGGAACCAAUUUUCGAAUCGACAGAGAUUACCCUAUAGAAAUAGAAGAAGCCAGGAAACACCUAAACCAAAUGGACGAAACGAAGACAGCCCGUGUAAACCGAGACAAAAUUCAAAUAAAAUAUCCAGCGAAACUAUCCAUAAACGGACGACCCAUAAAAGACAUGUUCCCAGAGUGGUACGAACUCCUUCGAGAAAGUAGGACAACGGGUUUCGAAAAGUUUAACAACACAAGCACCCUAAACUGCCCACCCCCACAAAAUGCUCAAACAGAACUCACUACUUCAGCGACAUAUAAACAUCACCAAAGUCCGGGCAGAGAACAAAACGCGCAGAUCACACCAACAAUCACAAACGAUAAAAACUUAGAAACGGAAGUUUUUCACGAAACACAGUCGGAGACAACUAUGAGCCACGCCCACUCGACAGACAAACCACAAAAUCGAGAGCAAUCGCACUAAUUGGCAGCCGAACCACCGCAUAGGGAACAAACACCAGAGAAUUGGUACAAACAACCGAAAGCAACAACACAACAUAUACGCACGGCAUCGGCAUCUAGAGGACGAACGACCACAAAAUCCAAAAACGUUAAUGCACUCUCAAAUGUCCUCAAUAACACUAUGAAAAACAAAACUACACAAGGACCGCCGACGCCACGUGCAACGCAAAGAAACCGCUCCGCUUCUAUAAAUAGAAACACGGGGAAACCCAAACUCAAUACACCACCCAAAGAUGUAAACAAUUCGAUUCCAAUAAACACACCAAAUGCUGGGACAAACCAGGAACACCCACGCACAGCACAAUAGGAAAUACAGGAGAAAAAUGGACUCGAUUUCUGCCUUUGGAAUAUUCAAGGAUUAAUUGGAAGAAGAUUUGACAAAUUAAACAACAGUGAAGAAGUGCAAUCAUUAUUUUUGAAUAAAGACAUAAUUUUGUUAACAGAGACUUGGUUGAACAAACUCCACAAUUGCACAGUGGACGGCUUUUCACAUUUUAUACUGAACAGAACUAACAAGCAUAAAAAUGCAAAAAGAGACAGUGGUGGACUUAUUAUAUAUGUUAGAAAUAAUCUAAAACAAAAUGUAGAAUUGCUUAAAUAUAAAAAUGAUAGAA